AUGACUGAGGGGAGAGAAACCCAAACAGGCAGAGAGGGAGAGCCUGCCAAGCAGAAUAGGCAGGGAGAUAGAGAGCAGCGGCUGAAAGUUCUUAAUUAUGAUUUUGGCAAGCCAUUAGGGCAUAAAUUGGUGACCAAGAAAAAGCUUCAUAAGUGCUCGAAGGAGGAGGCAGCAACCAGAGAACUGGGAGGGUUUGUCAAAGGGCUAGUCACAUAUUUGGUGGCCGAUGACUUGGUGAUUCAACCUAUGUCUACCAUCUCUUGCAUUAAUGUGCUUAAAAAGUUCAAUGCGAAAGAAGUGGGUUCUCUUGAGGAGAGGGUUGUUGAUUUAGGGAUGGAUGAGACCACCACGCACCAUCGACUGAGCAGACCACCACGAGGACCAAUGACUGAGCAGCCACUCCACCAGGAACCAGCGACUCCGGCGACUGAGCACAGUCUCCAGUCCAGUGAAGAGUUUGUGUAGGAGAGAGUUCUGUGAUAUGGUGGUUCUCUUUUUUCUUGACACAUAUUGUUCUUGGACUUUUUGCACCUCAUUGUACAACAAUCAAAAUGGGUUUGUUCAAAAUUUUGGAGGGUCAGGAAUAUACUAUCCAUUGCAGCAG
Molecule: messenger RNA, 604 nt
Organism: Ilex paraguariensis (yerba mate)
Lineage: Eukaryota; Viridiplantae; Streptophyta; Magnoliopsida; Aquifoliales; Aquifoliaceae
Source: the annotation of a GenBank genome assembly